AUCACUUAAAUCACAUGACUCUCUGAACUCUCCCUCUCUCUCCCUCUCCCUCUCUUUCUCAGAAAUCUCAGAAGUCCAUGGCGAGAACUCUGAUUUCAUCGUCUCCGUUCAUCGACUCUGGACUCCCGUCGUUAAUCUCUCGCCAUGGCCGCAAGACUAUUUUUCCCCGUAGGCUCGCUGCUGCUACGAGAGUCAGGGUCAGCUUGAACGAAAUCCCUCCGAUUCACUCUUUUGACUCCUCUGUUGACUUCCAAGCGAUGGUUAGCAAAGCCGAGAGCCUCCUAUACACGCUUGCUGACGCCGCCGUUGCUGUUGAUUCCGCUGCAACGGAUGCUGCCCCUCAGAAGAGCGGCGGUUGGUUCGGUUUUAUCUCAGAUUCAAUGGAAUUCGUUCUUAAGGUGCUGAAAGAUGGGUUUGCGGCUCUGCACGUUCCUUAUGCAUAUGGUUUUGCGAUUAUACUCCUUACAGUUAUUGUUAAGAUCGCCACAUUGCCAUUGACAAAACAACAGGUUGAAUCAACGUUGGCUAUGCAAAAUCUUCAACCAAAGAUAAAAGCUAUUCAACAAAGAUAUGCAGGGAAUCAGGAGAGAAUACAACUUGAGACAUCCCGUUUAUACAGGCAGGCUGGAAUUAAUCCUUUGGCUGGCUGCUUACCUACUUUGGUUACAAUACCAGUCUGGAUAGGUCUAUAUCAAGCUCUUUCAAACGUGGCAAAUGAAGGACUCUUGACAGAAGGAUUCUUUUGGAUCCCUUCUUUGGGUGGGCCAACUACUAUUGCUGCUCGACAAAGUGGAUCAGGCAUUUCUUGGCUUAUUCCAUUCGUGGAUGGUCAUCCACCAUUAGGUUGGAAUGAUACUGCUGCAUACCUUGUUUUGCCUGUGCUUCUUGUUGUUUCUCAAUAUGUAUCAAUGGAGCUCAUGAAGCCUCCCCAGACAGAUGAUCCCGCCCAAAAGAAUACGCUGCUUGUUUUCAAGUUCCUUCCCCUCAUGAUUGGUUACUUUUCCUUGUCUGUCCCAUCCGGGUUAUCAAUUUACUGGUUCACAAACAACAUCCUUAGUACGGCGCAACAAGUAUGGCUGCGCAAAUUAGGUGGUGCAAAACCUGUUGUUAAUGAGAAUGCAAGUGGAAUUAUAACUGCUGGUCGUGCAAAACGAUCAGCUGCUCAGCCAGCACAGCCAGCUGAAAGGUUCAGACAAUUAAAAGAAGAAGAGAAGAUGAAGAAAUUGAGCAAGGCACUGCCUACAGAAGAAGUUCAGGCCUUGAAUUCUGCAUCUGAUUCUGAUGAGGACUUGGAUGAAGAUUCUAAUGACAAGAGCGAGGAGGCUCUGGAAGAGGCAUAUGCUUCCAAUGUAAACAAACAGGUGCCUAACAUUUCUCGGCCAAGAAGAAGCAAGAGAUCAAAGCGGAAGCGUGCUGUGUAAAAGUAUGCUGAAGGUUUUGUAGUUUACGGACAUUCACAAUAAAUCAUCAUGUAACCAGAGGUAAUAUCUAACUUUACUGCUUAAUCUUGCUGCAAGUUCAUUGGCAGUACCUGCAGAUGCUUGUUCAUUGAUCAUUACAUGCUUCAACUGUUCUAUAGUUGCUCUUUUGCAUCAAGUAGGUUCAUUUAUACAUAUUCUGACGCAUCCAUUCCGUCAUGAGGAGUCAGAGAAGCAAAGCAACUCUUGUCUAGAAGGGUUACAGAAAUGAAAAUUUAAUAGAUUUAAAAUUUAUUAAAGCUACGGUUAUAUAGGAAGCUAAAUGAUUAACAUUCUGACCCGAACGGGCUAUUAUUCAUAUCAUUAAAAAGUCAAAACCAUGUAUGAUUGUUACUUCGUUUGGCUGCAUAUGCAUCGAUUUUUAUAAUG
This is a messenger RNA of Rubroshorea leprosula, 1847 nucleotides long. The record is from the annotation of a GenBank genome assembly. Lineage: Eukaryota; Viridiplantae; Streptophyta; Magnoliopsida; Malvales; Dipterocarpaceae.